GCAGAGAUGAGAGAGAGAAUGGGGAGAGAGGAAUGGGUGAAGGGGAGGGCUGUUGGGAGAGGGGCCUUUGGAACUGUCAACUUGGCUACUUGCUGCAACUCUUCUUCCAUCUUCAACCCCCACCACCAUCUUCCCUCUCUCUUUGCUGUCAAAUCUGCCAUUUCUUCUUCCUCUUCUUCACUGCAGAACGAGGCCUUCAUUCUCUCCCAAAUCCCCCACUCCCCACGAAUCGUCCGUUGCUUUGGAGGUGAAUGGACGCCCGGGCAGUCCAACGAUGGCGCUUUCAACCUUUUUUUGGAGUACGUCUCCGGCGGUAGCCUCUCCGACCUCUGCCGCCGAAGCGGGAAGCUCGACGAGCUCACCGUUCGCCGCUACGCCCGGGAGAUCCUCGAGGGUUUGGCGCAUGUCCAUCGCCAUGCGUUCGUCCACUGUGACAUCAAGCCCUCUAAUAUCCUUGUCGACCCUUCUUCCGGCGUCAAGAUAGCCGACUUCGGCUUGGCGAAGCGGAGUGGAGAGAAGGCCUCCGGCAAGCCGACGAUCCAGGGGACACCCAUGUACAUCUCCCCAGAAGUUGCGGCGGGAGAGGAGCCGGAGCCGCCGUCGGACGUGUGGUCACUGGGAUGCACCCUCGUUGAGCUCGCCUCCGGGAAGCCGCCGUGGGAAGUGCCCGCAGGAGACGGUGGCAGUGUGGUGCAACUGCUGUACAGGAUCGGGAUCAGCGAGGAGUCGCCGGAGAUUCCUUCAAACCUGUCGGAACAGGGGAAGGAUUUCCUGCGGAGGUGUCUGGAGAGGGACCCCCGGCGGAGAUGGACGGCCGACAUGCUGCUACGACAUGAGUUCGUGAAUCUCAGCCGCGAGGAUGAAGCCUCUAUUGGUGCCAUUGGGAUGCUGGAAGGCCUCGAGUCACCAAAGGGCGCAUUGGAUUCCCUUUGGUGGAGGCACUCUUUUCAAUCUUCAUCAUCGUCAGCUGCUUCUUGUUCUUCAUAUUCAUCGCCACCAAAAGCUUCAGACUCUACCCCUCAAACAGCGACGAACUGGCCGGAAUCUUCGAACUCUCCGGCAGAGCGGAUCCGGCAGCUCGCCGGAAGCCAAGAUCCCCGGUGGUCCGGUGGUGUCUGUGGCAGGUGGGUCCCGGUUAGGGAAGCAACCUGAAGUCAAGUCAAGACAAUGCGCCGCAGCACUUGGGACCGUUUCCCCUCUAAUGGGGCCCACCAUCGUCCCCCACCAAAUCAAGAUGUACGGUGGAGGCUCAAUAUGACAAGUUCUGGUCCUCAAACCAAAGCUCACUUCAGGUGGGUCAGCAGACUUGGCACCAGUGGGCUCAUUGGUCUACGCCGAAUGGUGUUUGGAUCCGAGACAUUGUGUAUCGAUAUCGGAUCCAGAUCAGCUAAUACAUUAGAUUUCUGGUCCAAAUUGGAUCCACUACUGCAAGAAUGAGCGUGCAAUGAAUGGAAGGAUGAGAGCUCCCGAGUCCUCGACUUCUCCUUUUUUGGAUUUAGAGAGUUGAUGCGAGAAGCUCUCUCACUUUACCUACUUUUUUUUCCUUUAUACCGACAACAGAAGUUGUCAUAUAUGAUCGGUAUAUUGGAGAUCAUUUGU
This is a messenger RNA of Nymphaea colorata (pocket water lily), 1599 nucleotides long. Its product is annotated as mitogen-activated protein kinase kinase kinase 20-like. The transcript has a single exon. Gene Ontology annotation, biological process: protein phosphorylation. Bases 7 to 1152 code for a protein of 381 amino acids. Gene Ontology annotation, molecular function: protein kinase activity; ATP binding. The record is from RefSeq and is a predicted model, not a curated record. Lineage: Eukaryota; Viridiplantae; Streptophyta; Magnoliopsida; Nymphaeales; Nymphaeaceae.